Messenger RNA from Mus musculus (house mouse), 13252 nucleotides. It is a transcript of the gene Clstn2, whose product is annotated as calsyntenin 2. The record is from RefSeq and is marked validated. Gene Ontology annotation, cellular component: Golgi membrane; endoplasmic reticulum membrane; dendrite. Gene Ontology annotation, molecular function: calcium ion binding. The transcript has 17 exons. NCBI's taxonomy places the organism in Eukaryota, Metazoa, Chordata, Mammalia, Rodentia, Muridae. Gene Ontology annotation, biological process: homophilic cell-cell adhesion. Bases 225 to 3107 code for a protein of 960 amino acids.
AGUGAGUGCUGCUGUUGCGGGAGAGCGAGCGACGCGGCGAAGGGCAGCGGAGGCGGUGAGUGAGGGCGGCGGCGGCGGCUCCAGAAGCGCACCCGGCAGCUCCAGGGAGGCGGCGCGGCAGGCACCGGCGGACACCAGCGGACGCCAGCGGACACCGGCAGGCGAGGCCGGCGCGAGCGGUAGGAGGCGGCGGCUGCAGCUCGGUGGCGGCUCAGGCGGCGAGGAUGCUGCCGGGGAGGCUGUGCUUGGUGCCGCUCCUGCUGGCGCUGGGCGUAGGGAGCGGCGGCGGCAGUGGAGACGGCGGAGACAGCCGGCGGCGCCGCCUCCUCGUGGCGAAAGUCAAUAAACACAAGCCAUGGAUCGAGACAUCGUAUCACGGAGUCAUAACUGAGAACAAUGACACAGUCAUCUUGGACCCUCCACUGGUUGCCCUGGAUAAAGAUGCCCCAGUGCCUUUUGCAGGGGAAAUCUGUGCAUUCAAGAUCCAUGGACAGGAGCUGCCCUUUGAGGCUGUGGUGCUCAAUAAGACAUCUGGAGAGGGCCGGCUCCGCGCCAAGAGUCCCAUCGACUGUGAGCUGCAGAAGGAGUACACGUUCAUCAUCCAGGCCUAUGACUGUGGUGCGGGGCCUCGGGAAGCAGCCUGGAAGAAGUCACACAAGGCUGUGGUCCACAUCCAGGUGAAGGAUGUCAAUGAGUUUGCACCCACCUUCAAAGAGCCAGCCUACAAGGCCAUCGUCACGGAGGGCAAGAUCUAUGACAGCAUCCUGCAGGUAGAAGCCAUUGAUGAGGACUGCUCCCCGCAGUACAGCCAGAUUUGCAACUAUGAAAUUGUCACAACGGAUGUGCCUUUUGCCAUUGACAGAAAUGGCAACAUCAGGAACACUGAGAAGCUGAGCUAUGACAAGCAACACCAGUAUGAGAUCCUGGUAACCGCUUAUGACUGUGGACAGAAACCCGCCGCUCAGGACACCCUGGUGCAGGUGGACGUGAAACCAGUGUGCAAGCCCGGCUGGCAAGAUUGGACCAAAAGGAUUGAGUACCAGCCUGGCUCGGGGAGUAUGCCCUUGUUCCCCAGCAUCCACCUGGAGACAUGCGAUGGAGCUGUGUCCUCCCUCCAGGUCACUGCGGAGCUGCAGACUAAUUACAUCGGCAAGGGCUGUGACCGAGAGACCUACUCUGAGAAAUCCCUUCAGAAAUUAUGUGGCGCAUCCUCGGGUAUCAUCGAUCUCUUGCCGUCCCCUAGCGCAGCUACCAACUGGACUGCGGGGCUGCUGGUGGACAGCAGUGAGAUGAUCUUCAAGUUUGACGGCAGGCAGGGUGCCAAGAUCCCUGAUGGGAUCGUGCCCAAGAACCUGACGGACCAGUUCACCAUCACCAUGUGGAUGAAACAUGGCCCCAGCCCCGGCGUGAGAGCCGAGAAGGAAACUAUCCUCUGUAACUCAGAUAAAACUGAAAUGAACCGGCAUCACUAUGCCCUGUAUGUGCACAACUGCCGCCUCGUCUUCCUCCUGCGGAAGGACUUUGACCAGGCAGACACCUUUCGCCCUGCAGAGUUUCACUGGAAGCUGGACCAGAUUUGUGACAAAGAGUGGCAUUACUAUGUCAUCAAUGUGGAGUUCCCUGUGGUUACCCUGUACAUGGAUGGAGCAACAUAUGAACCAUACCUGGUGACUAAUGACUGGCCCAUUCAUCCAUCUCACAUAGCCAUGCAACUUACUGUCGGCGCCUGUUGGCAAGGAGGCGAAGUGGCCAAACCACGGUUUGCACAAUUUUUCCAUGGCAGCCUUGCCAGUCUCACAAUCCGUCCUGGCAAAAUGGAAAGCCAGAAGGUGAUUUCUUGUUUGCAGGCCUGCAAAGAAGGGCUGGAUAUUAAUUCCUUGGAAAGCCUUGGGCGAGGGAUAAAGUAUCACUUCAACCCUUCACAGUCCAUCCUCGUGAUGGAAGGCGAUGACAUUGGGAACAUCAACCGAGCCCUCCAGAAAGUCUCCUAUAUCAACUCCCGGCAAUUCCCAACAGCAGGGGUCCGGCGCCUCAGACUCUCUUCCAAAGUCCAGUGCUUUGGAGAAGAUGUGUGCAUCAGCAUCCCAGAUGUGGAUGCCUACAUCAUGGUCUUACAGGCCAUUGAGCCCCAGAUCACCCUCCAGGGAACAGAGCGUUUCUGGAGACCUGCUGCCCAGUUUGAAAGUGCCAGAGGAGUGACUCUCUUCCCUGACAUCAAGAUUGUGAGCACCUUUGCCAAGACUGAGGCCUCCGGGGACAUGAGAGCCACAGGUACAGCCCCCAAAUCAGCAGUCUUGGAAGAAAUGCUACACAAUUUGGAUUUCUGUGACAUUUUGGUGCUUGGAGGGGACUUGGAUCCAAGGCAAGAGUGCUUGGAGCUCAACCACAGUGAGCUCCACCAACGACACCUUGAUGCCACCAACUCAACUGCUGGCUACUCCAUCUAUGGUGUGGGCUCCAUGAACCGCUAUGAGCAGGUGCUGCAUCACCUCCGUUACCGCAACUGGCACCCCACGUCCCUUGAGACCCGGAGGUUCCGGAUCAAGUGCUCAGAACUCAACGGGCGUUACACUAGCAAUGAGUUCAACUUGGAGGUCAGUGUCCUCCAUGAAGUGAGAGUCUCUGACAAGGAACAUGUCAACCACCUUAUUGUGCAGCCACCCUUUCUCCAGUCUGUCCAUCACCCUGAGACCCGGAGUAGUAUCCAGCGCAGUUCAGUGGUCCCGAGCAUCGCCACUGUCGUCAUCAUUAUCUCUGUGUGCAUGCUAGUGUUUGUUGUGGCCAUGGGUGUGUACCGAGUCCGAAUUGCCCACCAGCAUUUUAUCCAAGAGACUGAGGCUGCCAAGGAAGCUGAGAUGGACUGGGAUGACUCUGCACUGACUAUCACUGUCAACCCUAUGGAGAAACAUGAAGGCCCAGGGAACGGGGAAGAUGAAACCACCGAAGUAGAGGAAGAGGAGGAAGCAGAGGAAGGCUCGAGCUCCAGCAGCAGUGGUUCCGAUGACAGCGAAGAGGAAGAAGAGGAAGGGAUGGGCAGAGUCAGACAUGGGCAGAGCGGCACCAGGCAAGCCCAGCUGGAGUGGGAUGACUCCACCCUCCCCUACUAGUGCCCAUGGGGCUGAUGAGCAGCGCGUGUGCCCCUUUUGUAAAACCCAACCCAAUGUAUGCCCAAGCCUGUCACACUCACCUCUGGUUUCUAUGACAGGUCUGGGAAGGCCAUCAGCUUCCUUGAAUCUACCCUCUAUGCUUUGGGUACUGCCUAUGUCCCAACCAUGGAGCAGUUGCCAGAGCCCAGUGUCACCAUCCAUGGGGACUGCAGGGUGGUUACAUUGUCCUGUAGCCCUCACUUCUUUCUGCUCGGGGCUCACCCAGAAUCCUGUCACCCAACCUGCAGAGUUCUGAUCACCUUGCUCUUUUCUGCAGGGGAGGAGCUCCCACUUUGUGUCACUUGCCACCCCUAGACUCAGUGUUUUCAAACUCCUUGGGUUAUAACUCACUGUGUACGUACUUGACUAAAUAGCCUUUCUCCACCUACACCAGCAGGUCUUCCCUAUGCUGGGUCUCCAGGUUGCUUUAUACAGACAAAGCUGUAGAGUCUCACUCAUAUACCUAAGACCUUAGGGCUUAAGAAUUGAAAAGAAAGCCUUUGCUGGGGCAGAAUUGAGUUUCCAUGGAAAGGCCCGAAGUGUAUGCGUAUAUGUGCGCACACACACACACACACACACACACACACACACACACACAGAGAGAGAGAGAGAGACACACACACACACACUUCUGAACUUGGAGAGCCUUUCUUUUUACUUCUUCUGAGACUAAGUAAGCCGUAUAACAAGUUCAAAACCAAGAGUUAGUUGGAUUUUGGCCAUAAGUAGAGUGUGUCCUCAUCAUAGGCUCGCUGACCAGCUUUCCAACCUGCCUAGGCAAUGUCUAAACCCACGUGGCUGCUCUGCCCAGGGCUAUCACCAUGGCAGAACCACAGGGCCCAGGAAGCACGUCAUACAGGCACUCUUCAAGGGACAGCUUGGGCAUGGAUGUCACUAGGAGCCAAAGAAAGGAUUGAUGGGAUGACCCAGCAAGGCUUCAUGGUCGAUAAAGAUCUACUUUGGGUUUGGUAUAGCUGGACUCUCCCAUAUAAGGAUAGCCUAAAGGUUGGCAAGGCUGUCACCACCCAGCCUGUGCUCCCUUAUCUCCUAUGUUACUGUUUUCUCUUUGGGACAUAACAUCAUUUCAGAUGUAGUCGAACAAAUGUAGGCUCUACCAGUCUGAGAUGUUAGUUAGGAAAUGUAACUGCUAGGGAUUCAAAGUAUAUGUGUAACAAUAACAGCUGCUGCUUUCUUCUUCUCGUAAAAGGAGGAUGCUUUGAAUAGAGGGCAAAUAUAUCAAAACCUUAAUUUCUUGUUCUUUCUUCUUAUUUUAAUAAGAAAGACUUUUCCAUCUCCAUUCUAACGUGGGCACUUUGUGAGGAGAAUUGUUGCUAUAGUAACUGGUGGACAAUCUUUUGUGGCCCAGAGAAUAGCAGGCAAGAAUUAACUCCAUUAUAAGAGUUCCACAAGGCUUUGAGGACAUGUUUGUUUCAAACAUCUUGAGCUCCUCUUUGUUCUCAAUCUGUAUAGGUCAUCCCCAUCAUCCUACUCUGUCCCAUGCCCAUCCUGAAUUGGCUUGGACCAGGUCCACAAUUGGUCUCUCAUCACAUAGCAUUCAGAUCCAACUGAAUGUUGAAUCUUCCCUGUGUCAUCUAAACAGAGCAUUCAGGGAGCGAUUAUAGCUGAUGUCCUCUAGCACUCUGCUCACCCUCCAGGUAUCAAGGAUCCACACCAGCUCUUUGCAACCUUCUGGCUGGGGAGAUCUACCUUAUGUUGUUUUUCCAUCUCUCAGAGUGUUUUGUGCAUACAUUCUCUUUCAUAAGCCUUUGGAUAACACCGUGAAGUGUUUGAGAAAUAGAUUAUUAGGGACAUUUUUGUGAUAGGUAAACUGAGGCUCAGAGUCAGUAUCCUGUUCAGAGUCAUUCCAAGGUACAGACUACCCCUCUGCUCCCCACCCAUGGUUCUACUUACAUUCACAUUAACAUGUAUUUCUGAGCAUCUACUAUUUGCUAAGCACGCUAGCAGCAGCAAUAGGAAUGUGAUGAAGCAGAAUGAGACAGACCUUCCCCCACAGAGGACUCAGGAGUUACUGAAGGGACACAACCAGGCAUGGAAAUUAUACAGGAGACAGGAGGAUGAAAUAUCAGAUGCCACUGGAAGAAGAGGAACAUAUUUACCAACCCGUGCCCUAAUUUUUCUCUCUUGGAAGAAAUGCAAGAUUUUUAUAUUCACUGAAAGGAAAUAGACAUCUCUUGUGAACUACCCCAGUCAAAUACCCCCUUUUCUGUCAGGCCAUUUCUGCACAUUUACAAGGGGGAAAAUCUACAGAAAGGAUUAGGUUUUACAAUCCUAUUAUUUAAAUAAUAAGACAUUCUUCAGUCUAGCAUUUAGUAGCUACUGAAUUCUCCCAAGAUUAUGUCCAUAAAGGGAACAGUUUGCAUGUUUAAAACCAAUCCUUUUUGAAUGAGAUUUUGAUUGCAAAUAUUUAAGUCUAGAGUUUGAGAGCACUUUGCUCUGCUCUGACUUUUCAGUGCUGAGUGGUAGAUGGCUGUUCCCAUGUCCCCCUGGGCUACCUCUUGUGGCUGCAUUCCUCAUUCGUGGUUGGGCAAGUUGUUUGGGCUAUUAGAAUGCCUUUAUGGGUUUUUUUUGGGGGGGGUGGGGGUAGAAGAGAGGCAAAUGAAAGCUAGGAAGCUUUGGGGGUAUGGCAGCCAAGAUGUAUCAAUCAGUUCAGGAGCCAUUUGGCAACAUAAAUUUGCAGGGAAAUAGUGGUGACACAAACUAAAGCCUUCCCCUCCUUUCUCACGGCACAAAGUCACUCUGCAUGCCAACUCCAAAGCCAAAGCAUCUAAGUGAUAUUCCUGGGACAACAGGCUUUUAUUCUGUUCCCAACACUCACUUAACCUUGGUUAAGAUCAAGGAAGGAGUGGUUAUAAAAUAGUGACCUUCAGCAGGUAUCCAGGUGAGUGGUAGGUCAAGGCAUAGGCCUCCCAACAACUACUCUGACCAGGAAUGCAAGGCACUAAUCACACUGGCUUUUCCCAGUGUCCAGAGUAUGGUAUCUUGAAACCAAAGUUCCCAGAUGACCUGGACACCAUGGGACCCCUAGGAAGAGGUGAGCAACCAAGGAAAGGCAGAUUCCGCCCCGAAGAGAAUGAACUGACAGGUGUGGCCAUAGAUUCGUCCAUUGCGUUUCUUGCCAAAUGGACAACCUGGGUCUGCUCUUCAGAGCUUGAAGAUAGGUGGGCUGCGAGUCUCAGGUAACUCAGAAGGUUGGGAGGAGGAGAAGCAGGAGGAUGCCAGUGAGUUUCCCCAGUGGAGAAAAGCCAUUAAACCCACUGAAGAAGUGUCUCAAGGAAUCCUGAGUGUAUUCAAGUAGAUUUAAGCAAAUUCUGUAAGUCUGACUAAGGCCCCAAGUCACACAGGUACAAAGGACUAUGAUUGCUGUGGCAGAACUUUCUGAGAACUUUAUUGAAUUAACCAUUCAUUUUGACCACUCACAGUUUAGACCAAAUUUUCUGACCUUAACAAGAGAGUUUGUCUCAAGGGACACCCACCAAGUCUCCAUGGAGAUAACCACUGUUAGAAAAACAGCGCCCCCUUCCCGUGUACCAGAGAUCAGCAAACCAUCUAUAGAGAUCCAGAGAGGAAAGAAAGCCUUAGGGUUGUGCAGGGCCAUUUGUUCUCAAUGUUACUCUUCUAAACCCUGCCUGGUGCCAUGGAAGCAGAUUCAUACAGUGCCCAAGCAAAGGAACACUCCAGUUAGUCCCGCCAUCUACUUUCCAGUAAAACUAAUCUAUGAGACUGAAGGGAAAAAGGGGCUACUUGAAUUCAUUGAAUUUUCAUGUCAUAAACUUUUUACUCUCUUAUUUCUCAUUUUCUACUCAAAACUUAGCCUGCUAGACAUCUAGAAAGCUAGCCACUAGGCAGAUCCAUGUGAGGCUGACUCUCACCCUCAAUACAUAAAAAGCAUCCAUCCCUCCCCCAUCCCUCUACCCCAAAGAAAACACCCAACAGCUCCCUAGUGGUCAUUGCCUUGAAUUGAACAGCUGGAAAACUCUGGGUUCUUUCAUUAAAGCUCUCUUAGAAGUUCACAGGAGACUGGAGAAAACGCAAAAGAAACCGGUAAAUGAGCAACCAAAAUCCCACUUGUUAUUUCUGAAUUGAAGAAAUCAGACAAAUAUUCCUAAGGGUUGGAUGCCUAGACCCAGAGACCUGGGUAAUCACUGAGCACAGGGGCUUCCUCCUCUGCUGUGGCAAGUGCUAACUCCCCAGGCUAAGCACCUUCCUGGCAGGGCUCAGUCCAUAAUGAUUUCUAAGCAGGAGUGUUCAUUAUCUGGGACUGAUUUUCAUUUCAGCCCUGUUCAUGUCUUCGCUCUAAAAAUGAUCCUAAAGACUUGUGGCUGUUCAAAUCAAUAGCAACACAAUCAGCAGAAAGCCCUACCCAGCAACACUUCAAAAUUAACAGCCUCCUUGCCUCUAUGACUCAAUAUUAGCUGCAAAGAAAAGAGUGCUUUUUCUUAAUCAUCUCCCCAUUUAAAUUAACCAGAUAGGCUUUGCAAAAAAAAGUGAGCGAAUAAGUCUAACUCUUUAGAAAAGUGGGUGAUGUUCACGGAACAUAUGGCCUCUGGAGGAUCCCCAAAGCCUCCUGCAAUAUGCUCAGCCAGGUUCCAAUGUUGCAGGCUUCUCUAUCUGUGCCAGACAUUUAUCGAGGCUGACAAGCCAAAGCCCUUGGCACGGUUUAAUUUUCAUGUCACCACGUUCCGUUGUCCAGCUGGAGGCAAAGGGAAUGAGCAGUGUAAGUUUCCAAGUCAACUCCAGGACCUUCACUUGCCUGUCUUUAUUUGUUUUACUUUAUACGUUUACCCUGUAUUAGCUCCCUUCUGACACUGGUUGGAAAGGGGAAGCUGGUGUUUUCCGGGAGCUACAAAUUAGGAGCUAAGCUUGACUUUGUCCCAUGGUAACAAAGAGAGACAGAAGUUAUCUCCAUGAGCAUGCCAGAGAGCGAUUGCAUUGAGUCACUAGGCAGAUGGAAGUCUCUGUUUGCACCUAUGUUCCAUAAAUUCAGCAAGUCCUCACCAAGCACCCGUGUGUGCUUGAUUCUAAGCCAAGGAACAGGAGAGAGAGGAUGAACUAGAGAGAAGCCUCCUCCGCUCUUGUAGUGUCAGAGGGUUCCACACGCAGGACUGCCGGGGGGAAAGUUUAAGAUGCAGUCAUCUAGUUUAAGUCAGAUGGUAGGGAUGAUCCUAGGGAUGCUGAAGGGCCUCCAUGAGCAGAGAGAGCUCCAGGAAAGUGAGCAACAUGCUCCGAAAUUCUCCUUCGUUAUCAUGGCUCGGGUCAUGUGUAGAGGAAAGCCUUUCCCUUUAUAGAGAAAUAAUUUGGCUGAUGGCUGAGAGUUGGUGAAGCUGAGAUGGAGGUAGUCCUCAAAUAGAAGCAGUAGGCAGGCAGACCAGGAAAAUUAUGAACAGUGGUUUAAAUGGGUUCAAGAGGCUUACAGCCCCCCUGAUGGCUGAGAGUUGGUGAAGCUAAGACAGAGGUAGUCCUCAAAAAGAAGGAGUAGGUAAGUAGACCAGGAAAAUUAUGAACAGUGCUUUAAGUGGGUCCAGGGGGCUUCCAGCCAAAGCCCAGGGUCUGGCCCGCCUGAUGCAAGGUUCACACAUGAAGGACUGAGCUCUGGCUGGGUGAUCCGCAGGGCAGCUGCAGCCGCAGUCUCAGCAGCACUCCGGAAACUAGUAAGGCACACUCUACAAGUGAGGCUUCAGCAAGCUGCACUCUGAGAACAAAGCUUAGGAAGGCCAGGGUUUCAGCGCUGUCUCUGUGGAGGCCAGCCUGUGCUGGCACUUGGAGGAGGGAGAAUGGCAAAUGCCGUCACAAUUCAGACACUAAGUUAGAUGGGUAAUGGACUGCUUCUCUUGGAAGGACAGUAUCCCGUGUUGCUAAAAGUAGGAGAAAGAGAAAAAGGAAAAGAAAAGUCAAAGCUGCAGCUUCAUCUACAGUGGGAAUCUCAUUCCUAUAGUCCAUAUAGGUACUGGGUUCCCACCAUUUUCCCUUCCUGACGUAUGGCAUAAGAUCUAUGUUGUAAGCACCAUAAGCCUUCAGCUGGAACUUCUUGUAUUUUGUCAGUCAUUGUGCCUAUGACCUAAGUCAAGUCUCAUACUAGGAUCUCAAGGUCAAGGUCAAGGUCAGAGGGCAGGGCAUAGAAGAGGAACCGAUAGAACAUAAGCCAGGAGAACCAGUCAUAGUGAGGUUCUACAAACCCAGCCCCCCACCCCGGGUUUUGCUCAGAAACAUGUCACCCCUGACAGCCUCUUUUCACUGAGCCCCCUAAGUUCUCCAAAGGGACCCUGAGGCCAGCUCAGAGACCACGUUGAGAAUACACAUCUCUAUGAAAUUAGAGUCUACCUUUUUAUAGCAGAAUAAAAUGGGUGGGGGAGAUCAGAAAAGAAAAUAUAGGACACGGCAGUUAUUUGCCUGUGAGAAGCACUAGAGGGCUUUUUCUUUCACAGCCUGGCCUCUCUGAGUAAAGUUCCUGCUGAGACUCCUUUCCCAAGAUGUAAGGCAAUUUUCUGUGUUUCCCUUACACACCAGCCAUUUAUUACCAAAGCCUUGGAUCGGACAACACAGAAAGUGAUGGAGAGUAAUCUGGAAGCAGGACUGUCCUUGGCAGGUUCGCUCAUGUAGGAUGAGGAGACAGUUUGCUUUGGGGCUGGAGAUCAGGUCCAGUCAAGGAUAUCGAAGGAUGGGGUAGAGGCUGAGUGAGUUAUAGAACGUCACCGAAGAAGAGACCAGACUGUCAAGGAAUGAGACACAGGAUGGAGUCACCAAACAGAAUAUGUGAACUGGUACUUCUGGGCUUUUGGCAGGCAGACCCUAAGGUAGAGCCACACUCCAAGAGCCACAAUCUAUCUUCCCAGGGUACCCUAAAAAAACAUGACUGGAUGUGAACAGUACAGACCCCAAUUUUCCCCACCUCCACUUGCCACCUCCCUAAGGCAAAAAGAGUAACUGAUGUGCCUCAGGUGCUGCUCCUUCUCCUGGAUGCAACCAGGGCAUCCAAAGCUGUGCAUCUGGCCCACAGCACGGGCUCAACAAAGGCUGACUAGAAUCCCAGAGAUCACCUGGCCUCGGAGAACAAGUGUGGUUUGAAAAGUUAAGAUGCCCUGAUGGAGAAAGGUUCCUGGAGCCCACUCUUUGUCUGCAGUUGUCCUUUGCAAAAUCACUAGGGAGGGAAGAAGAGUGGAAGGGGCAAAGAGCAGGUGACAAUAUUUUGUGCUUCCUCAUGGAAGCUGACAGGAAGGGACUUUUUUUUCCCCCCAAAGUAAUCUUUUCCAGGUAGAACCAGUAAAAGGAGCCCUCCCCACCACACCAGGAGCAAAGGCAGCCAGGCCAUGAUGUGCCCCACUUUUUCCACCCUGUGAGUCAUAGGACUGAGGAAACGGAGCUUUAAUUUGUUAAUGAGCCCAGCUCCUUGCCCCUGACCCACCCUUUUUAUCAGAUAUACUGUGGGAAGAUUCAUCGCUAUGAAGCCCAAUCCCCCAAAGUCCGAUGAGACAAGGGCAGCAGACACGAGAAGCUUCAGAAUGCUGGCGCUGGAUAUUAAUCACAGGAACAAAAUCAUGUUGGCUUUAAUGUUUGCUUUCUUUUAUCUGGGAGUGAAAACGUACCUCUCUUACCUGGACCCUUUAAACUGAGCAUUUCAGAGCAGAAGUGGGACACAAACACAUAAAUAUUGAGGGUUCUUUUCCUCAGCAGAAUGAGCUGUCAUUAAAAAAAGAAGAAGAACAAGAAGAAGCUAAGAGGUUAUUUCUAUUUACAAAGGCAGAGAAUCAACACACAGGUUUUAGGUCUAGACUCCAACCCCCCUCCCCCCGAGUGGAAAAAGGACAAUGAGGUAGCCUCUACUCUGAAAGGAUUCCUCAAGGGCCCAAGAGUAAGGGUUCAACUGGAUCCAUGACUCACAUCACUUCACCAUGAGUAAAAUGCAUGCAUGCAUGCAUCUUUGGAGGCAAAAGUGCAUUCAUCCUGGCCGUCAGGGAAGGCUGGGCUGUGGCUCUUACCAUUACCCACUCUCCACGAUGCAAAGGAGCCCUGGAGCUCUGGAAGGGAGUAUUGAUGGCCCUUUCACAGACACACUCUAGAAGGUUGGAAAUGGAGCAAAAGUUUUGGGCAAAGAAAAUUAGACUUGGCACCCGGGUGAGUCACUUGAACAGGAGGAGAAGAGAUAUGAAAUGAGAAGGUGGUAGAGGUAGAGAGUAAACUGGAGGCUGAUUAGGAUCAACAGCAUCCGAAGCAACCAGGAAGCCAGGGCACUGUUCUAUAUGUAAGCAUAUUCAUGUGUCAAAGGAAUCAUGGGUAAAUAAUGCCAUAUGACCGUAGAGGCAGUUUCUGUAGUUGCUUUACAAGCCAGGACCACUAGAAGUGGAUGAUGGAUCAAGCUCCCUGCCAGGUUUCCAACCUUAUCUGCUUCUCAGAAAGAGCUGUGGAUGCUGAAAAGGCAUAGCAGGCGACUGGAGAAAAAUAGAUGGAAAAUAGAAAGAGGAAAGCUUAUAGAGAAGCCAGUUGUUCCCAAGGAAACCUGUAGCUACUAGAACGGGCCUUGUAACGUUACUGCAUGUACAUUGUAAUGUCUGUAAGAAGGAGUCGGAAUGAUAGGACGGGGCAUUAGUUUAGGGUAUUGGAGUAAUAAGUAUAGAAUACCGGACAUGACUAAGUGAAGAGCAGCUGAUAAUAUAUAUGUAUGUAGAUAUAUACAUAUCUAUACUAUGGACGUGUGAUACAAAACAGAGAGGCCAUUAGUCCCAGCCAACCUUAAUUCUAUAGAUGCCUUAGGUUAUUCUUAUUUGCUUUUAGCUCUCAAAGCCCUGAAAGAAGUACCUGGAACACUGCAGGAGUCAUAAACAUUUGGAAGUGAAGCAUCUAGCUUGUCCUUACUUGGUGAAGACCCAGUAUAUCAGUAAACUCCAUAUUGACUGAACCAUAUAGAAGCAGGCCAACCACGCAGAUCUCCUAGCUUACAGAAGCCUCCGUGAAUCUUCAUAUUCUGUGCAGUAGUCAGACAGUGGCAGACACUGGCCAUGAACAGUGACAGUGCUGCACAUCGUUGCUUGCACACAUUUAGAACAUACCUGAAUAACAUCCCCAAUGCUGUUUCUACAGAGCAGAGGCUGCCCAACCUACCAUUGUCUCUGCCUUUCCCUAAGUACUUGCUAAAUAUUGUUCACUCUAUCAUCUUCUGUCAUUGAUGCUGGGACUAAAUAUAAAGGUUCUGGGUUCGGCCAAUCUCAGACCCUUCCCUCCCAUCUCUGGAGAUGAUGUCACCAUUUUUAAAGCCUUGUGUGAGAAGCCUGUUUGUUCCCAGCUCAAUGCAUGGGAAAGGCCUGAGAUGGACAGACUAUUUUAUCUACUGGAGUCUCUUUGGGGUUCACUCUGCAGAGAGAAAGAGCAGUCUCAUUGUAAGCAAUCACCCUCCACCUGCACCUGACUUCAUGGUGGCCGAAUGGUCAGUGCAGCUUGAGUGUCUUUCACGGGAGCCAGCUGCACUUGGGGUUUGUGUGUUCUUGGAACACAGUAGACUUCUGAGCCUCUGGAGCUGCCUCCAAGAAUGAAUCUCUUUAGUCUACAAAAUGUAUUUAUUUGGUAACUAUGCUAUUGUGUGUGUAUGAGUCUGAUACAAUGCAAACCUUGAAAUGUCUUACUAAAAGGAAUUAUGAAUUCAUAGAAAAUUGAAUCCAACUUCAGAACAGCGCAUUAUGUUGCCGGUCAAUAAGGUUGCCCAGCCACGGGGGACCAGAGAAAAGCCUUCCCCUCCCACCCCUUUCCUUAGUACCCUCUCCCUCCCUAAUUGCCCUACUAGGUUCUAACUGAUGCAGAGUGAAGGGUACCGAGAAAGUACAUGUACAUAAAGAUUUAAGAGGGACAUAACCCCUGGGGGAAUCAGUUGAGUUUCUUCCCAUGGCUGUGAUCUUAUCAUGCCUGAAUUCCAAACUUUAAAUUUCUAACAAUUUCGAUUCUUGAAGUUUCUGAGUAAUUUGUUAAAUGCCUAUUCAACACAGACAGAUAUUUAUUUUCAGCGUUGGCUUGUAAAUGCCUACAAACUGAUUCAUGUUGGUGGUCAUUACGACACUUCUGUGAAUUGGUUGAAUAAAUAUGAUUUUAGAAUUUCACAGUAA